AUGGCUGCCGGGGUUUGGACUGGAUUCGGUCACGAGAACACUAAAAGUCUAGAUCAUGUAGCGGAAACCUGCAUCUGCGCCUGGGACGUCACCACCACGACUGCCACGGCCCCCGUAGCUCGAUGCGCGACGGGCAUCCAAUGCGCGGUUCCUCCGCACGAGCACCCAACGCAGCACGAGGGCGAGGCCGGCGACGCCCAGCAUGGCUGCAGCGCAGACGGCCAUGCCCUGGGUGUAAAAGGGCGACUGGGACCUCGGGUACAGGCGGGCGCCGAGCAGAGGGCCGCAUUGGCCUACGGUCUGCAUCAUGGCGAACACGGCGCCGCGCCGGGACCGACUGGGCUGGUUGUUGACGUUCCAGACGACGGUGAGCACGACGACGCAGAAGAAGCCCACGGCGGCCGGGUAGACGGCCAGGUAGCGCAGGGCGCUGGCGGGCUCGAGCCGCAGGAGGUGCUCCGAGACGGCCAGGGUCGUGUAGCCGAGGGCCGAGGUCAGCGCAAAGGGGACGAGGAAGGCGCUGCGGGAUCGCACCGAGUCCGACAGCUUGGCCGUGGCGAGGACGAAGAAGAAGGACACGAGGUAGGGAGGGGCCGAUAA
This is a messenger RNA of Pyricularia grisea, 600 nucleotides long. RefSeq lists its product as uncharacterized. The coding region runs from base 1 to 600 and encodes 199 amino acids. Lineage: Eukaryota; Fungi; Ascomycota; Sordariomycetes; Magnaporthales; Pyriculariaceae. The transcript is spliced from 2 exons. The record is from RefSeq and is a predicted model, not a curated record.